Molecule: messenger RNA, 930 nt
Organism: Gossypium raimondii (Peruvian cotton)
Lineage: Eukaryota; Viridiplantae; Streptophyta; Magnoliopsida; Malvales; Malvaceae
Exons: 1
Coding region: 1-930 (309 amino acids)
Source: RefSeq, a predicted model, not a curated record
AUGGAAAAAGGAUCAGUUUCAAUUGAAACAUCAGAUUCAGUGCCAUUAAAGCCAAACAAUAACAAGCUCAUGGUGAAGCUCAAGAUCUCCAAGAAAAGCUACGGCGGCUCCGGCGGCGGAGGUGGAGGAGGAGGAGGAGGAGGAGGAGACGGUGGUGAUCAACAUGUUUGUCCUGUUUGCAGCAAAGGGUUUACGUCGGGUAAGGCGUUGGGAGGUCAUGUAAGGAUCCAUAUGAAAGCUAACAAGAAUGGUGGCCGUUAUAAGAAGAUAUCAAAGCGUCAGCCAAGGAACAACAACAAUAAUAACAUCCGUAAGAAGAUUCCGAUCAUGGCGGCGGUAGCGGCGGCGGAAACUCCGCAUGAGAGCCAUGGAAGCGAAGAGAAAGUGAGCUGCUGUAUUUGCAAGAAGGAUUUCAAGUCAUUGAAAUCCUUGUUCGGUCACAUGAGGAAUCACCCUGAGAGAAACUGGAGAGGGAUAAGGCCCCCGCCUUCCGACAGGAACAGCUGUUGUUCGAGUGUGUCGGAGAACGACGAAGCCGUCGUGGUUGAUCAGAUCAAAGGCUCCGCUUCCGAUCUGUUGAAAUCCCUCCCCAAAUGGACCACCACCACUAAACGGUUCGAGAAAUCAACUCGUUCCGAUCACGCCAACAACACCGAUGCCGAUACCGACACCGACACCGAGGAUGAGAUAACCGAAGCUGCUUAUUGUCUUAUGAAGCUAUCUAGAGGUAAUUCAUUUGAAAUAGAUAAUACAAAAAUUCAUAAGACACCAUUGAAGACAAGCUUCUACACUAAAAACCCUAAAACAACUCCAUUGAAAGAAGAGGCAAAACAAUACUACACCAAGAACAACAAGACACAGCAGCUAGAUUUUGAUUUGAAUGAACCUUAUAUUGGAGAAGAUUCAGAUGAUUCAGAUAGUGAGGUUUGA